Messenger RNA from Aspergillus novofumigatus IBT 16806, 921 nucleotides. RefSeq lists its product as uncharacterized. NCBI's taxonomy places the organism in Eukaryota, Fungi, Ascomycota, Eurotiomycetes, Eurotiales, Aspergillaceae. The transcript is spliced from 3 exons. The record is from RefSeq and is a predicted model, not a curated record. Bases 1 to 921 code for a protein of 306 amino acids.
AUGGCUCAGGUGGGCAAUGAUGGCGACUCUGGAGUCAUUGACAUUAGCGAAAUGCUGUUCACCGUCCAGGGCUCCACGGCGGGAGCGAUCUUGAUGGAAUGGAACGUGCAUGAAAGCUCUCAAGGAAGCGCUGCCAUGUGGGAUAGUCAUUUCCGAGUUGGCGGUGCUGAAGGGACUAAUCUUCAGCCGGCGGACUGCCCAACAGGUCAAAUCGUCGUCAACUCGAAAUGCAUGGCGGCUUCACUACUGUUGCAUAUAACAAAGGACUCUUCGGGCUACUUUAAAAACGUCUGGGCCUGGGUGGCUGAUCAUGGCCUCGAUAACCCUUUCAAUGCCGACCCCUAUGAGACCACCGAUGGGAUCCCGCUGGACGGGUUCGGGGUUCUGAUAGAAUCUCAGGGUCCGACAUGGCUGUAUGGCACCGCCAGCGAGCACUCGCAGACGUAUCAAUACCAGCUUCUGAACGCAUCCAACACCUACCUCGGUCAUAUGCAGACCGAGACUCCGUACUGGCAGCCAAAUCCCGAUGCUCUCAAGCCAUACCAAGCUGGGGAAUUCCCCUCCGAUCUAGUGUAUGACAAUUGUGCAGACGACCUUUGCAAGGGGGCAUGGGCACUGGGAGUGCUUGGUUCCAUAGACGUUUUCAUCUAUAGUGCGGGAUUCUACUCCCUCUUCCAGAACAACCAACUGGGUUGCACUGACGAGGCUCACAUUGAGACCAACUUUGCUUCAAGCCUGUGGGUAUACAUAUCUUCACCAAGGGCAACGUCCAAAUCAUCACGCCACGCGGGGGACUUCCACCCCUGGUCUUCAACUCCACCACGCGCAACAGAUACACCAGCGGCAUUGCGGCAUGGCUCGCCCUUUCUACACAAGGAGAGGAUAUCGGAUCCUCUCUUAGCGAUGGAUCGGGCAGCGUGA